Molecule: messenger RNA, 1984 nt
Organism: Trifolium pratense (red clover)
Lineage: Eukaryota; Viridiplantae; Streptophyta; Magnoliopsida; Fabales; Fabaceae
Product: transcription activator GLK1-like
Exons: 6
Coding region: 422-1684 (420 amino acids)
Biological process (GO): positive regulation of DNA-templated transcription
Cellular component (GO): nucleus
Molecular function (GO): DNA-binding transcription factor activity; transcription cis-regulatory region binding
Source: RefSeq, a predicted model, not a curated record
AACAGAACAACACUGCAAGUAGCACAGACACUCCAAAAACAAACACAUAAAAACAAAAUUUCUUUUGAAACUCUAACAAAAUUGUGGUUCACAUCCAUUCUCCUUCUCCACAUACUCUCUUGGCACCACUUCCAAAAAAGGCAACAUAAAUCAUAUCAUUGCUUCAAUAUGUUUUCAAUCACCAAACUCUACCAUUAUUUGAGCACACGUUCUCUCACUCUCACUGACUCACCUUUCCUCUCAAAAACUUACAAUAUAAACUCUAUCAAUGCUAUUCUUUUCUAAAAUUUCAUGCACGUGAACUAAGUAACAGUGCUUAAUUUAUUACAAGGAUAUUUAACAAAAUUAUUAUUCAUAUUUCUUCUGAUUUGGUUAUUGUUAGAAGGUAAUUGAGUAGUUGAGUGUGGAUCUAGGAUUAUUGAUGCUUGCAGUGUCACCAUUGAGGAGCACCAAAGAUGAAAACCAAGGAGAGAUGGAGAGUUUUUCGAUUACAACCGAUGAAUUCGGUGACCUUUCCGAUGAAAAUUUAUUGGAAAACAUUAACUUCGACGACUUCUUUGUUGGCAUCAACCUCGAUGGAGACAUCUUGCCCGAUUUGGAUAUGGACUCCGAGAUGUUUACCGAAUUCUCCGCAAGUUAUGGAGAGGAAUCUGAUAUAAACUCAUCCGCUAUGAAUAAAACAGAUGAAAAGAGUUAUUCAAAAAACAAAGAUAAAACAAUUUAUUCAGGUCGUCAAGGUUCGGAAAAGACAGUGAGCAAAAGGGAUGAAUAUGUGGUUGUGAAUCCACCUUUGCAAAAAGAUGGUGGUGGGAAAGGAAGAAAAUCAUCAAGUCAAUCUAAGAACACUCAAGGGAAGAGAAAAGUCAAGGUGGAUUGGACACCAGAAUUGCACAGGAGAUUUGUGCAAGCUGUGGAACAGUUAGGGGUGGAUAAAGCGGUGCCUUCAAGGAUUUUGGAGCUUAUGGGAAUUGAUUGUCUCACUCGCCAUAACAUUGCUAGCCAUCUCCAGAAAUAUAGGUCACAUAGAAAACAUUUGCUAGCACGUGAAGCAGAAGCAGCAAGUUGGAAUCAAAGGAGACAAGUAUAUGGUGGUGUAGGAGGAAAAAGAGAGGUGAUGAGUCCAUGGCCAGCUGCUGCAGCAGCACCAAUCAUGGGUUUCCCUCCUACUCCUCCUAUUCCCAUGACUCCAUUGCACCAUUUUAGGCCCUUACAUGUAUGGGGGCAUCCUUCCAUCGACCAGUCUUUUAUGCAUAUGUGGCCUAAGCCGCAUCUACCACAUUCCGCACCGCCGCAGCCUCUCUCAUGGCCAACAGCGGCAGCUCCUCCUCCACCUCAAGACCCUUCAUCUUGGCAUUCUCACCACCAACUGACUCCAAACGCAAUAAUCCGAGGAACACAUUAUUUCUCACAACCUCUGACAACAGUGAGAUCAUUUGGAUGUCAAAUUCCCGGCGGCAUCCCACAGCAUGCUAUGCACAAGCACAAAGCAGAUCACGCCAUUGCCGCUCCCGGUCCUGGACUCGCUCCCUUCGACUUCUAUCCGUCAAAGGAGAGUUUAGACGCAGCUAUUGGAGAUGUUUUAUCAAAACCUUGGUUGCCGCUACCACUUGGACUUAAAGCUCCAGCACUUGAUAGCGUAAUGGGUGAACUACAUAAACAAGGAGUUUCAGAUAUUCCACCCUAGAGCGAUUGAAAGAGUUAAGUAGCCUCAUGAUUUAAGUAUUACAUGGAGUAUUUUGAUAUAUUCAGUGUGGGAUGCCUAACAGUUCCAAUAAAUCCUCCUAAUUCGACGACUUCUCAUCCAUUAAAUGAUUUAAGUAUCACCCUAGAGCUCCAGUUUUUUUUUUUUUUUUUUUUGUUGUUAGAAACCAUGGAUUAACAUAUCUUUUUGAAUUAACAUAUUUUAUUUUUAAUAAUUUUUUUUGACACAAUAUUUUUUAUUUUUUUAAAAACUAAUUAAGUGGAAUUUUUAAAAUUUUUGUCA